UAGACGAUCGAGAGAGGAUGAGGCGCCUGUGGAGCUUGUUAAUACUUCUGCAAAUGUACGAUUUAAGUUCUGUCGCUGCAUCAGACGAACGGUGGAAGAAAAUCAGAGAAAAGAUUUCAAAAUCUGUUGAAGAGGACACGCCGUGCAACUCGGUCAACUGCAGCUGCCAUCUAAGCGUCCUCCAGCACGACCUGCAGCCCUUUCAAAGCGGAAUCCCUGAGGAUGUUAUGGCUGCUACGGUUCAGAGAGGAGUGGGCACCCACUACCAGAUCAUUGGACACAAACUGUACAGAGAGCACAACUGCAUGUUCCCUGCUCGGUGCAGCGGGGUGGAACACUUCAUCCUGGAGGUGAUUGACAGGCUGCCAGACGUGGAGAUGGUGGUGAACGUGAGGGAUUACCCACAAGUCCCAAGCUGGGUGCAGCCGCCUCUGCCCGUCUUCUCUUUCAGUAAGACCUCGGACUACCAGGACAUCAUGUACCCGGCCUGGACGUUCUGGGAGGGCGGGCCCGCUGUGUGGCCCAUAUACCCCACUGGACUGGGGAGAUGGGACCUGAUGAGGAACGACCUUAAAAAGUCGGCAUCACGGUGGCCGUGGGAACACAAAAAGUCCAAAGGAUUCUUCAGAGGCUCCAGAACCAGCCCAGAGCGCGACCCCCUCAUCCUCCUGUCCAGAGAAGCUCCAGAGCUGGUGGAUGCAGAGUACACCAAGAACCAGGCCUGGAAGUCGGACAAGGAUACACUCGGGAGACCUCCAGCCAAAGAGAUCCCCCUGGUUGAUCACUGCAACUACAAGUACUUGUUCAAUUUCCGGGGUGUGGCCGCCAGCUUCCGGCUCAAACACCUCUUCCUCUGCGGCUCCCUGGUCUUCCACGUCGGGGAUGAGUGGCAGGAGUUUUUUUACCCUCAGCUCAAGCCCUGGGUCCACUACAUCCCAGUUCAGCAGGAUCUGUCAGACGUCAGGGAGCUUUUACAGUUCGUCAAAGACAAUGAUGCAGUCGCAAAGGAGAUUGCCACGAGAGGUCAGGAGUUCAUCUUCCAGCACCUGCAGAUGCAGGACGUCUCCUGCUACUGGGAGAGACUCCUGACGGCCUUCAGCCAGCUCCUCACCUACAAGCCCAGCAGGAGCAGCAGCUACAAACAGGUCGUCCACAAACCCAGCAGAACGGAGCUGUGAAGCAGCGGCUCGCCAGGACCAUGGCAGCGUUGAAUGUAAUUCCUCAGCCACGGCACGCAAUCCUACGGAAGAGUAUUAGGGCCAGGCAGGGGAAAAAUGAAAUCAUAUUUUAGAGGAGGAAGAUUUUUUUUUCAUUAUGCACUCUGAAAAAAGUCGAAAUGUCGAGAAAAAAGUUUAAAUGUCGA
Cololabis saira (Pacific saury) is the source of this 1363-nucleotide messenger RNA. It is a transcript of the gene poglut1, whose product is annotated as protein O-glucosyltransferase 1. The record is from RefSeq and is a predicted model, not a curated record. Gene Ontology annotation, molecular function: UDP-xylosyltransferase activity; UDP-glucosyltransferase activity. Gene Ontology annotation, biological process: positive regulation of Notch signaling pathway; protein O-linked glycosylation. Gene Ontology annotation, cellular component: endomembrane system. The transcript is spliced from 11 exons. Lineage: Eukaryota; Metazoa; Chordata; Actinopteri; Beloniformes; Belonidae. Bases 18 to 1178 code for a protein of 386 amino acids.